AUGCAGUUCACCAUCGUCGCCGCUCUCUUCGCCUCGGUCGCCAUGGCCGCCCCCGCCACCCUCGCCGCCCGCGCCAGCGUCUGCCCUUCGGGCCUCCUCAACGGCAGCCCCCAGUGCUGCGCUACUGACGUCCUCGGCGUCGCCAGCCUGGACUGCUCCGUCCCCAGCCGCACUCCCUCCGACGGCGCCGAUCUCAAGGCCAUCUGCGCCGAGGCCGGCAAGUCUGCUCUCUGCUGCAGCGUCCCCGUCGCCGGCCAGAGCCUCCUCUGCACUGCCGUCAUCGGCUAAGCGGUACAUUGUAUCAGUACAAUCGGCACAUUCAGCAAACCGGCGACGGUUGCAUCUGGACACAAAAACUUCAUUUCUUGGCGAGACAGUAUUGGUUGUGUGACUUAAAGACUAGGGCCCUCAGAGUAUAGAGCUCUCUGGUGCUUAGAUAGACGGUUCGGUGAAAUAAUAGUUGGUGUUGAUCAU
Molecule: messenger RNA, 474 nt
Organism: Verticillium alfalfae VaMs.102
Lineage: Eukaryota; Fungi; Ascomycota; Sordariomycetes; Glomerellales; Plectosphaerellaceae
Product: hydrophobin
Exons: 2
Coding region: 1-288 (95 amino acids)
Cellular component (GO): extracellular region
Source: RefSeq, a predicted model, not a curated record